UUGCGUUAGUUGUGCGCGACAAUCGAUACUCUGGUAUCCUCCUGCGUCUCGAGUAGUGCCGAUCCGGGUGACAGCGCUAGCCAUUCUUUCCGCUUCCUGAAGCUUCGGCCAGAACUUUUGACCUUUGCGGGGAGAAUCAACAGUCAACAGUCUGCAGAACGUGCUAAGUCUGUCACACCCCAGCAUUUGGCCAUUAUUAUCUGACCGAAUCUCUAUUUCAACAGACCUAUUAGGUUUGUCAAUAAUCAUCGUCGCGAAUUUCCGAUAACCCCUUGCCAAAAUGUCCUCAACCGCGAUUGUCCACGACGACGACCUUAUGGAGCCUACGCUCCAGUCAAUUGUCAACCAGAAAACAUUGCGCUGGAUCUUCGUUGGAGGCAAAGGAGGUGUUGGUAAGACCACUACCUCUUGCUCACUCGCCAUCCAGCUUGCCAAAGCUCGCAAGUCUGUUCUGCUCAUCUCCACCGACCCCGCGCACAACCUCAGUGAUGCCUUUGGUCAGAAGUUCGGCAAGGAGGCUCGUCUAGUCGAUGGAUUUACCAACCUCAGUGCUAUGGAAGUCGACCCGAAUGGCAGCCUCCAGGACCUUCUAGCGAACGGCGAAGGUCAGGGUGACGAUCCUAUGGCUGGCCUCGGUGUCGGGAAUAUGAUGCAGGAUCUAGCUUUCAGCAUUCCUGGUGUUGAUGAGGCCAUGUCAUUCGCCGAGGUUCUUAAGCAGGUCAAAUCCCUGUCUUAUGAGGUUAUCGUCUUCGAUACUGCCCCCACCGGCCAUACCCUCCGCUUCCUUCAAUUCCCCACGGUCCUCGAAAAGGCUCUCGCGAAGCUUUCACAACUGUCGUCCCAGUUCGGGCCAAUGCUCAACUCGAUUCUUGGAGCUCGUGGUGGGUUGCCCGGUGGUCAAAACUUGGAUGAACUUUUGCAAAAGAUGGAAUCCCUGAGAGAAACCAUCGGCGAGGUCAACACCCAGUUUAAGAACCCUGACAUGACCACUUUCGUAUGCGUCUGUAUUGCAGAGUUCUUGUCUCUGUACGAGACUGAGCGCAUGAUCCAGGAGCUGACAAGCUACCAAAUUGACACACAUGCUAUUGUAGUCAACCAGCUUCUUUUCCCUAAGCAGGGCAGUGACUGUGAGCAAUGCAAUGCACGCAGAAAGAUGCAGAAGAAGUACCUGGAGCAGAUUGAGGAGCUCUAUGAAGACUUCAACGUUGUCAGGAUGCCGUUGCUCGUUGAAGAGGUCCGAGGGAAGGAGAAGCUCGAGAAAUUCAGCGACAUGCUCAUCAACCCUUAUGUGCCUCCAAACUAAGCGUGUGUUAAUGAUAAGUUCGGUUCAAAUUUGAUAUCGUUGUUUGGCAUGAGUUAUGAGAACGAGAUAGACAGUAAUAUACAAUCAUUCUGAUGC
Aspergillus nidulans FGSC A4 is the source of this 1399-nucleotide messenger RNA. Its product is annotated as guanine nucleotide exchange factor GET3. NCBI's taxonomy places the organism in Eukaryota, Fungi, Ascomycota, Eurotiomycetes, Eurotiales, Aspergillaceae. The record is from RefSeq and is a predicted model, not a curated record. The coding region runs from base 281 to 1303 and encodes 340 amino acids. Gene Ontology annotation, biological process: protein folding; cellular response to oxidative stress; retrograde vesicle-mediated transport, Golgi to endoplasmic reticulum. Gene Ontology annotation, cellular component: endoplasmic reticulum; cytoplasm; GET complex. Gene Ontology annotation, molecular function: identical protein binding; ATP hydrolysis activity; ATP binding. The transcript has 3 exons.